AGACAGCUCGCAAUAUAUAUGAUGACCUCUCCCGUCGUUAACUCAAUCAGAGUAACAGUCGCCAAACAAGAAAUCAAUUCUUCAGAAUGCUGAAAUCACUCUUCGCUCUGGCGCUUCUGCAAUGUUGCCUUUUGGAAAUUAGUGGCUUUUCAUUAGCCAGGAAUCAGGAACGUUUCACUUGUCCGGCAGCCGACGGGUUCUACGGCAUCGAUGGUCAAUGCACAGCGGAUUACUACGCCUGUGUCGGUGGGGUAGCAUACCAACAGACAUGCCCAGGAACUAACAAUGUUUUCGAUCCGCUUAUCGCGAAAUGCGUUUCUUACGACGUUGCCUCGUGUCGCAAUACAGUCACGACGACUACCGUUGCCCCCACGACGACCAGGGCUACUACUUUCACUGCUUCUACUACUACUACUAAGGGUCCUACCAACACCGUUAUAACAACGACCCCUGCAGGUCCUACUUUUACUUGCCCAACAAACGAGGGGUUCUUCCCCAUUCCUGGUACAUGUGGGCCCGAUUAUUAUGUGUGCGUCUCAGGAUCGCCUUACGUAUCGACGUGUCCCGGCGAAAGUAUUUUCGAUCCAGAGACUUUGAUAUGCACAUCUGUGGAGCAAGCUUCAUGCAAGCCAGAAUUCAAAUGCCCAAGUCCCGAUGGCUUUUUCCCAGUGCCAGGAACGUGCGGCAAUAGCUACUACUCAUGCGUCGGAGGAACAGCUUACCUACAGAACUGUCCUGGAACUUCUGUCUUCGAUCCGGCCACCAACAAUUGCGUUGCGGAAGAAAACGCUUCAUGCCGAACCACAACAAAAGCAACGACGCCAACAACCACACCAACUACUACAACACCGACCACAACAAGACCGACGACGACAACAACAAGGACAACAACAACAACGCCAACGACGACAACUCCAACAACAACAACAACCCGCACAACCACCACCACCACGACUCCAACAACCACCAAACCACCUUUUGUGUGCCCCGGAACUGGGCAGUACCCGUAUCCGGGAAGCUGUACUCUGUAUUACGUCUGUUCGGGCAGCAAUUACAUUGUAGCAAGUUGCCCGGCUGGCCAAGUGUUUAAUCCUUCAACUGAAUACUGCGAGGAUCCUAUUAACGUACCCGGUUGUUAUUUCGACCCCGUCCAGUUUUUCCAGGAUUUGCAAUACGUUGGGGUGACUGGUGGGCCUUCGCUGUAGAAGACCAACAUUUUCAGAGUGGUUGGUGCCUACCUAACGUCAUAAAGAUUUUCGUGUACACAAUUUAAAUCAAAGCUGCUUAUACAUCAGUCCGCAUUCCCCCCAAUAACCUUAUAUUAUUGUCAACGUCAAAUAAUCAAGUUAUAAUUUGUUGCAACUGCUGUUACUUAUAUGACUGUGUCAUUUUACGUCAAUGAAAAUAUUGAAUAUGAAAAUGCUUUACUAUAUUGCUGUAAUAAAACCUUUUCAAGGAUUAUUAUACACGCAUCUUCGUAUUUCCCAAG
Molecule: messenger RNA, 1489 nt
Organism: Daphnia pulicaria
Lineage: Eukaryota; Metazoa; Arthropoda; Branchiopoda; Diplostraca; Daphniidae
Product: integumentary mucin C.1-like
Exons: 12
Coding region: 87-1205 (372 amino acids)
Cellular component (GO): extracellular region
Molecular function (GO): chitin binding
Source: RefSeq, a predicted model, not a curated record